Molecule: messenger RNA, 1794 nt
Organism: Glarea lozoyensis ATCC 20868
Lineage: Eukaryota; Fungi; Ascomycota; Leotiomycetes; Helotiales; Helotiaceae
Product: Nucleotidylyl transferase
Exons: 6
Coding region: 1-1794 (597 amino acids)
Biological process (GO): glutamyl-tRNA aminoacylation
Molecular function (GO): tRNA binding; ATP binding; zinc ion binding
Source: RefSeq, a predicted model, not a curated record
AUGCUAGUAGUAGUAGCAGCUGUGAAGAGAGGGUGGAGACCUCAUUUGGCUUGCCGCACGUAUCGUUCUAUCAGUCAUUUUUCUUCGGAUUCGAGUAAUAGAUCCCUUUCCCCAGCUUCACAGCGACUUCGAGAGGCUGGGCCUGCUAGAACACGAUUUGCGCCCUCUCCCACGGGUUAUUUACACCUUGGGUCAUUGCGAACUGCCCUUUUCAACUAUCUUAUUGCGAAAGCUACAGGUGGUCAAUUCAUUCUGAGAAUCGAGGAUACGGAUCAGAGCCGGACAAUAGAAGAUGCUGAACAUAGGCUAUUUGAAGAUCUGGAGUGGGCGGGAUUGGAGUGGGACGAAGGUCCAAAUGUAGGAGGGCCAUUUGGUCCCUAUAAACAGUCACAACGUCUAUCAAUAUACAAGCAACACGUAGAUGACUUGCUAUUGUCUGGCCAUGCCUACAGAUGCUUUUGUACCCAGGAACGUCUACACGAAUUAGCCCAACAUCGAGGGCAAUCAGGACAGCCCCCUGCUUAUGACAGAACCUGUGCACAUAUUCACAGAGACCAGUCAGAUGAAAAAGCAGCACAUGGUGAGGCUCACGCCGUUCGACUUUUGGCCCCAGAACGAUACCCAGCAUACGAGGACUUGAUAUUCAAGGAAGUUCGCCCACGCUUCGACAGAACAGCCAAAAAAUUCUUAUCUCAGGGAACACGCGGCUCCUUCGAUGAUCCAAUUCUUCUUAAAACAGAUGGGUACCCGACAUACCACCUUGCUAAUGUUGUGGACGAUCAUCUUAUGAAGAUUACUCAUGUGAUUCGAGGCUCAGAAUGGAUAAACUCGACACCAAAGCAUAUGUGGAUGUACAAAGCUUUUGGAUGGGAACCACCAAAAUUCGGGCACGUCAGUUUGCUUACUGACAAAAACGGGCACAAGCUUAGCAAACGAGAAGGCGCUAUUGAUGUCCGCUCAAUGCGGGAUGAUUUGGGAGUCUUCCCUGAGACGCUCACAAAUUUUGUUGCUCUGCUUGGGUGGUCUCACGAUCAAAAGUCAGAUGUCAUGAGCUUGGAAGAUCUAAUCAAACAUGCUAGUUUGAAAUUCACGAAGGGCGAUACUACAGUUUCUUUUGAGAAGAUGUGGUUUUUACAAAAAAAGCACGCUGUAAGAUAUGCCACCGCGUCCUCGGACGACGUCUCGACUCCACCUGACCAAGAUCUUCAAUUACUAGCGGCAGGUCCAGUAUUCAAGUAUCUCAAGUCUCUAUUAUCUAACAAUGGAGACCUUGCUUUUUACAAGAGUCUAUCGGAAGCGCAACAAAAACAACUCGUUUCCAAGUUGGUGAAGGCUGACGCACAAAACUACACCUCAGCUCCCGAGUUCAUCGGCCGCAACAUAACAUUUUUCCAAGCCCCGACCGCUGACAUGCUUCAAGAUGGUCUUCCUAAGAUGAAGGACGCAACAAAGGAUUUGAGAGAAACCUACGAUUUGGACACUUUCAAUUCUAGACUUGAUGAUUUUCAGGACAUUCCUACUGGGGAUUGGAACGUCAAUCAUUUGAAAGAAAGCAUUGACAAGAUUAUCAACGUUGAAGCGCCAAAGGAUAGUAAUGAGACCUUCGGGGCGCAUUCGAAACCGCAAUCUGCUGCAAGAAAGGUGUGGCCGACUUUCGUCCAUGGAUAUUUGCGAUGGGCGAUUUCAGCUGGCAGACCGGGUCCAGAUGGUAGUUUGACGAUGGCGCUCUUAGGAAAAGAAGAGAGUAUGAGAAGGUUGGGUCUAGCCAAAAGCAAGUUGUUUACGGCUUCAUAA